AUGACGGACACCGCAGGUAUAUCAAAACAUCAGCCACGCAAACCACGUCAAGAACAGCGGCAAAAGCGGCCGCAAUUGACACAUUUCCUCUGUGUCCCUCUGGUAAACAAUAAAUCGCUGCCGCAGCUGGAAUCAUCGCUCGCAGCCUUCAAAACAGCUCAUCUCACCGAACCUGGGCCAGCUUCUCAACCGUCCUCUCAGGGCCUUGGGAACCCAUCCCGCCUGGGUCUUCCUAGCACAGCCUUUCGCCCACUGGGCACACUUCACCUUACCCUUGGAGUAAUGAGCCUCAGCACCAAAGAACGUUUUGAUCAGGCUAUCGCUUUUUUCCAAUCCCUCGACCUGGCAGACAUAAUGAACGAGGUGGAGCGAGUCACCGCUCACACACAACAGAAAGUCGCCCUUCGCCAAUCAUCGCCCCUAACUUUUUCUCUUGAGUCACUACAUGCUCUGCCACAAGGAAGAUCAGCCACUAUCCUACAUGCUUCCCCGGUCGAUCCUACGGGUCGCUUGCUUCCAUUUUGCGUAAAGCUACGUGACAAAUUCAUCGAGGCUGGCUUCAUCCAAAGUGAGCCCGACAGAAGACCAGCAGGAAAACAUAACGCCCCAAUUCGCUUUGUCCAAGAUAUGCCUCAGGCCUCAGAGCCAGCUACUGUUUCUAAUGAUGUGUCUUUAACCCAACCAAAACAGCGACCACUCCUCCUGCACGCGACUCUUGUCAAUACGAUUUACGUUCGUGGACGGCAGGGCCAAAGCAAAGAUGACAAGGGCAACAAUCCGCCCAAACGCCUCACAUUUGAUGCUCGCAAUCUGAUUUCACAAUAUCGUAAUUACUAUUCCGAUCACAAUCAAACUAUCGCACACCGAGCACCAACACCUGCUGGAUCCUCUGUAGAGACCAAGAAUGGUACCCGCCGUGCAAAAUCUGCACCUAUCUCCGAGGGGAACGUCAUUUCAUCCAAAGAUAAAAGCCAUUCGGCCCCUUCUCUUCCACCGUCGCGGGGCUAUCCUUUCAUUUGGGCAAAGGAAAUUCCUUUGGAUACUAUCUGCAUCUGCGAAAUGGGUGCCAAGAAAUUACGUCCUGGUGUGAACGACGGUCAUGGGUUAAAUGAACGCCUCGGCGAAGAAUAUACAGUCAUUGCAGAGCGGAGUCUGAGUCGCCCCGGUAUAACAGCCCACACCAAAUGA
Penicillium vulpinum is the source of this 1188-nucleotide messenger RNA. RefSeq lists its product as uncharacterized. NCBI's taxonomy places the organism in Eukaryota, Fungi, Ascomycota, Eurotiomycetes, Eurotiales, Aspergillaceae. Gene Ontology annotation, biological process: regulation of DNA-templated transcription; DNA alkylation repair. Gene Ontology annotation, cellular component: nucleus. The record is from RefSeq and is a predicted model, not a curated record. The coding region runs from base 1 to 1188 and encodes 395 amino acids. The transcript has a single exon.